CUUCAUAAAAAGAAAGUAAAAUUUGGAUUCCCCAUCUCUCAAGAGAAAUAUUAUUUAAUCCAAAAAUAGAGGCAUAACAGGCUGUAACCACAGAACUAAUCAUUUUUGAAUAAUAAUCCCCAUCAUCAUGCAUCAGAGCCACACAAAUUCUCCUUCCCUGCCAUCUGCAGCACCAUUUUUAAUCAUCAACUUUUCUUAAAAUCUUGUGGCAAUUUUUUUCCACGAACAAAAUCAUUCCAACUUUUACUGUUUAAAAUAAUAAAUCACACAUUCUCCAAUAUCUAUCUAUGUCUGUCACCCAUUCAAACUCCUCCCAUGAAAAAGCCAAACACUACUGACAUUUUAACAGUCUCUCUCUCUCUCCCACAAGCUUUCUCUCCUUUUUCUCUCACACAUCGCAUACAGAGACAGAAGCACACAUUUUUCCAAAACGCCCUUUCCUUUGCUUUCCAAAAUGUUCCCAGAGGGCAGGGGCCAGAGAUAAAGCUACAUAGGACUAAGGCCUCUCGUAACUAAUUUACUCCCUCUUGGCCUCUUUAUCUUUUCCCUUCACUAAACAAAAGCAGAAACAGCCGAUGAAGGUCUCCUCCAUGCUCAUCUUCUUCCUCUCUCUUCUAUUCUCACUCUUCCAGGCUUCUCUCUCCACCACCAUACUAAUAGAUGGAGUUUCAGAGUGGAAGAAUCCUGUUCAUAUAGGAGACUCCAUCAUUUUUAAACACAAGAAUCACUACAAUCUCUACAUUUUCCAGAACCAAAGAGCCUUCAAUCUCUGCGAUUUCACUCAAGCCACACUUCUCAAUAAACCCAAUUCCACAUCCUACACGUGGCACCCAUCACGGCCGGGUUUCUUCUACUUUGCCUUCAGCAAUGGGUCUCUGAAAGCAUGCCAAGCCUCUGAAAAGCUUUCCAUAAAGGUGUCUCCCACACCGCCACCUGAAGCUUCCGCUAUGCCUCCGGAACUUCCUCCAGUGGCAGCUCCAGCGCCAUCUUCUGGUGGAGUCGUAUCGUCCUCUCCGGCAUUCGCUUGGCCUUUCCACCCUCGCCAAGCGGCUCCACCGACUCUGGCACCCACUGCAAGCUCUCCGGUGACUGUGCCGUCCUUGGUGCCUGAUAAAGGCGAUGGUAUGCCAUUUAUCAACAGUAAUCCUGCUGUGCCCCUGCCUACCGGUGAAGUCGACUCUGCUACUAUUCGUCCUUUACCCACCUCUGGCCAGGGAGGACAGGUGAUGGUGGGGUUAUUUGCAGUUCAAACGGCUGUAUUUUGUGAGGUUUUGCUGAUGCUGCUGUAAAAAGAGGGAGAGAGGUGUGUGUAAAAUAUAUGAUGAGUAGGGUAAUGUGCAGCAUCUACUGUGGGUUAUUGAUCAGUCUAAAGUAGCUUUAGGGUUGAUGAUUAUACCAUGUAUUAAUUUUGUAUUUGUGAUGCUGUUAGCUAGACCCUUUGCUUUGGAAUCAUUGGCACUUUUUGGUCUUUAGUUUUUGCCAUGCAAUCAAGCACCAGUGUACUACUACUACUUUUUCUUUC
Messenger RNA from Corylus avellana, 1522 nucleotides. Its product is annotated as Cupredoxin superfamily protein. The record is from RefSeq and is a predicted model, not a curated record. NCBI's taxonomy places the organism in Eukaryota, Viridiplantae, Streptophyta, Magnoliopsida, Fagales, Betulaceae.